AUGGAUGAUGUUAUCUUCUUGUUAACUGAGAGUGAAAUAGGGCUGGCUUGCCUUCUACAUUUCUUACCAAACCAAAUUCAAAGCAGACUACCAGAGCAGACUGUGUGUUUGGUUAAAGCCAGAGAGAGUGCGUGUUUGGGGAUGAUGACUCGCUCCUCUUCACGUCUUCACUCUUUCAUCAAACUCAAAUGUAAUCUCAUCACCAACUCUGUAACAACCCCUCUUUCAUCUUCCCCAUUCGCUCCUCACUCCACUUCUUUAGCUUCUCUUCUUCACUCCACUUCCUUUUCAAAUGAUGGGGAUCGUUCUCUGUCUAAAUUGGAUGAUGCCUUUAACCUGUUCGAUGAAAUGAUCCAGAGAAAACCCCUCCCAUCUGUUAUCAAGUUUAAUCAGCUGUUGAAUGCUGUUACCAAAAUGAAACAUUUUUCUUGCUCUCUUGACCUUUUCAAACAGAUGUGUGCCAUUGGAGUUCCUGUUGACAAAUACUCUAUGAGUAUUGCCAUCAAGUGUUGUUGUCAGAUGUAUCGCACCAAUGACGGUUUUGCACUCUUAGCUUCUUGCUUCAGGCGAGCUGUGGUCCCAAAUGUAUUCAUAUUUAGUACACUCUUAGAUGGACUCGUCAUAGAAAAUAGGAUUGCUGAGGCAGAGAAUUUUUUUAAGAAGUUAAUCAAGCAGAGACUCUGUGAACCGAAUGUAGUUAUGUAUUCCACUAUGAUCAAAGGGCUUUGCAAAUUUGGCAAUAAUGAUAUUGCCAUUGGUUUGCUUAGGCUCAUGGAUGAAAGAGGCUGUGAGCCUAAUGUUGUUGUAUAUAAUACCAUCAUUGAUAGUCUUUGUAAGGACAAAAUGAUGGAUGAUGCUUUCAACCUUUUCAAAAAAAUGGUAUUUCACAAAGGCAUUCUACCAGAUGUCAUUACAUACACCUCUUUGAUCCAUGGCCUUUGUAACUUAGGUCGUUGGGACGAGGUCUCUAAGCUGCUAAAAGAAAUGGAGGAGGAUGUAAGGAUCUCUCCUGAUAUUCAAACCUUUAGCAUAUUAGUUGAUGCGUUUUGCAAAGAAGGUAGGGUGGAUGAAGCGGAGGCUGUUAUAGACAUCAUGGUUGAGAGAGGUGAGGUUCCUAACAUAGUGACAUACAGUUCACUUGUAGACGGUUACUGUCUGCGAGGUGAGAUGACCAAGGCAAGGACGCUUUUUGAUUCACUUACUUCUAAAGGUCUAGUCCCUAAUGUUGUUACUUACAACAGUUUAUUGAACGGGUAUUGCAAGAGUUUGAAAGUAGAAGAGGCCAUGCAUAUGUUCCAUGAUAUAACAAGAAAAGGUUUGAAACCUGAUAUAGUCACUUACAACACCAUGUUACAGGGAUUGUUUAGGGUUGGGCGUUGUGGGGAGGCACGCAAACUCUUUGAUGAGAUGCGAGCAGCAGGCCAAAUUCCAGAUGAAUACACAUAUGGAGUAAUUUUAGAUGGCCUUUGCAACAACCAUCAAGUAGAAGAGGCACUCUCUUUGCUUCAUUUGGUGGGUGAGAGCAAGCUAAAUUAUAAUAUCGUGGUGUACAAUAUUCUUAUUGAAGGUGCAAGCAAAUGUGGGAAGCUUGAAACUGCGAAGACUCUUUUCCAUGACCUAACUUUAAAAGGUUUGCAGUCUGACGUGCGAACAUUUAACAUAAUGAUCAGUGGCCUCUGUAGAGAAGGUCAGCUAAAGGAAGCAAAGCUCUUGUUUCUUAAAAUGGAUGAGAGUGGCUGCCCACCAGAUAGUGUUACUGAUAGAGAUCCGGUUCUGAUUAAUAGGAAUAUAGAUUGGAAUUGA
Helianthus annuus (common sunflower) is the source of this 1803-nucleotide messenger RNA. RefSeq names its product pentatricopeptide repeat-containing protein At1g62670, mitochondrial. Lineage: Eukaryota; Viridiplantae; Streptophyta; Magnoliopsida; Asterales; Asteraceae. The record is from RefSeq and is a predicted model, not a curated record. The transcript has a single exon. Bases 1 to 1803 code for a protein of 600 amino acids. Gene Ontology annotation, molecular function: protein binding.